AUGGCCGACAAGACUUCAUCCGAAAUCGUACCCGGUGCACCAUGGGUGCUUAUUGCCGUGAUGGGUGUCACUGGUGCCGGAAAGAGCACAUUCAUUCAGACCGCAUCACAAUCACCUGAAGUGGUAGUGGGACACAGCCUCGAAUCAUGCACAAGUGAGAUGAGAGGUUAUACCUUACACUACAAAGGGUACAACAUUAAUCUGAUCGACACGCCGGGCUUCAACGAUACAAACAAAAGCGAGACUGAGGUCUUACGGGAUAUAGCAGAGUGGCUGCGAGGAUCAUACGAAUGCCAACAGAAGCUGCACGGUGUGAUAUACCUCCAUAGUAUUAACAAUCCUCGCAUGGAAGGCUCAGCACUCCGCAACCUCCGGAUGUUCCGACAGCUAUGCGGCGAGGAGCCUCUCAAGAAUGUCAUUCUGGGUACUACUUUCUGGGGAAGAGUUAACGAACAGACUGGUACAGACCGAGAAGCAGAGCUCCGCGAAAGACCGGAAUUCUGGGGACAGAUGAUCCAACGAGGUUCUCGUAUGAUGCGCGUGACCGAUCGCGCUUCCACGCUUAGAAUUGUGGAGCAUUUCAUACCACUGAAACCAGUUCCGUUGGAAAUUCAGCUGGAGCUUGUUGACCAAGCCAAACCGCUGAUCGAAACAGCAGCUGGUAAAUCCGUCAACGAGGAACUUCUUCGAUUGGAGGAGAUGCACAAAGAAGAGCUGAGGAAAAUCCGGGAAGAGUAUACGAGUGCGCUUGAAGAGAUGGAUAAGGAUUUACAAGAGACUUUGGCGCAGCACGAACGAAAGCAUGAUGCUGACCUUGAUCGGGUCUAUCGACAACAGGAGCAGUUGAGAGCGGAACGUCGGGCAGAUCAUCGCAAAUGGCAGAAUGAUCUUGAGAUGCUACCCAAGAGAGUUAGGGAGUCGAGUUCGGGUGGCAGCGAUACUGAUGAGUGUCAUAAGCCCUCGGAGCUGCAGGAUAUGAGUUUUGAUGAGUUGGUUGGAAAGAUUCGAGCGAACGAAAUCAAAAUCAAGGCCGAGGACAGAGAUAAAGUUGAGAGCAUUAUUUUGAAAGUUCAGAAAAAGUCUGAUUUGAGCAGCUUGUUCAAGAGUAAGAUGAAAGGUACAUCUGGGAUUUUGCUUGCUGCGUUGCAAUUGCUUAUCCCGGUGGCUAGCUUGUUGCUUCUUGGUGUCCCUGUUGCCUUGCCUUCAACUGGUAACUGA
Molecule: messenger RNA, 1218 nt
Organism: Penicillium longicatenatum
Lineage: Eukaryota; Fungi; Ascomycota; Eurotiomycetes; Eurotiales; Aspergillaceae
Exons: 2
Coding region: 1-1218 (405 amino acids)
Molecular function (GO): GTP binding
Source: RefSeq, a predicted model, not a curated record